Molecule: messenger RNA, 857 nt
Organism: Bactrocera latifrons
Lineage: Eukaryota; Metazoa; Arthropoda; Insecta; Diptera; Tephritidae
Gene: ClpP
Product: ATP-dependent Clp protease proteolytic subunit
Exons: 3
Coding region: 73-777 (234 amino acids)
Biological process (GO): protein quality control for misfolded or incompletely synthesized proteins
Cellular component (GO): endopeptidase Clp complex
Molecular function (GO): serine-type endopeptidase activity; ATP-dependent peptidase activity; ATPase binding
Source: RefSeq, a predicted model, not a curated record
GCUUAUCGGUACAUCGCGUUAGAUGAAAGUUUUUUUUAUUACAAAUUGGAGUGAAAAAUAUAAUUACUUUAGAUGAGAAUGCAGUCUUUGCAACGAAUUUGGAAUAUGUACAUGGGGAAAAAAACGUCAAACAAAAGAUAUAUUCAUCUAAUUCCAAUGGUUGUUGAGCAAACGGGUAGAGGCGAGCGGGCUUACGAUAUUUUCUCACGGUUAUUAAAGGAACGUAUAGUAUGUGUAAUGGGUCCGAUACAUGAUGACCUAAGCUCUUUAGUUGUGGCCCAACUGUUAUUUCUACAAUCUGAAAAUUUUAACAAGCCAAUUCACAUGUACAUUAAUUCUCCUGGCGGAGUUGUAACUGCAGGACUGGCAAUUUAUGAUACAAUGCAGUAUGUAAAACCCCCAAUUUCAACAUGGUGUGUUGGUCAAGCAUGUUCUAUGGGUUCCUUACUGUUAACUGCAGGCACUACAGGGAUGAGAUAUUCGCUUCCUAAUGCGCGCAUUAUGAUACAUCAGCCUUCUGGAGGAGUUCAGGGACAAGCAACGGACAUACAAAUCCAGGCAGAAGAAAUUAUAAAGCUAAAAAAGCAAUUGAUAAAUAUAUACGUAAAASAUACGAAACAAUGCUACGAUAAGCUUCAACAGGAUAUGGAACGUGAUAACUUCAUGUCGCCAGAAGAGGCGAAAAUAAUGGGUUUAAUUGAUCAUGUUCUGGAACACCCUCCUCAAUCGGAGGCAGAUGGUGAUGUUAUGACCACAGUUAAACACUCAGAUGGGUAAACAUAGAUAAUAAGAAUUGUACACACUUAUUAAAGCCUUUUGAAGCGAUAAAACCAUUAUGAUAUAAUUUUUUCAUUGUA